UUAUCACUUUUUUUAUGUAUGUGCGCUUCUUUGAAGGUAGAAAGUAUAACAAAAAUAGAUCCAUUCUGGCAAUAGUCAUGAGGGUUUUAAGUGUUUUCUUAUUUUUUAUACUUGUUAUUUUGCAAAUAUGUGAAGGACUUCAGACAUAUCGUAGUGGCUCUAUUGGUUACCAGGGUUACCGUCAUUCAGUCAACGUAAACGUUGGUUUGAAAUUCAGAUACUGUAGAUUUGUAUGUUUGGAAAAAUGUGGUAGCAUGUCCAAAAGAAGCGCUGAUCCCGUAGAAGAAAAAUCAAUAAUACCCGAGGGGUUCUAUUGGAGGGAUUUUUAUGGUAUGAUACCACCCGAUGCCUAUAUUCUGGGUGAUUCUUCUCAAAAACCUCAAACUUAUAUCGGUUUGGUAUAUGAUCCAGGACAUAAUGGUACCUUCGUCACCACAAUUUUUGAUGGUACUCCCUAUGUAUAUAACCCUUUUAAAGGAAAAACAUUCAAACUGACGGAAAAUAUCAAGAUUUUAUGCACAUUGCAACCUCGUAGAUUAGUUUGGAUGAAAUUGACCCAAGAAAUACUCGACGACUUGUGGGAGAAGGCGGAUAGAAAGAACGUACUUGGAGGUUAUCAUGUCGAAUUAUCAAAUGAAAAUCGAACGAAAACUACAUUUCAUUACAUCGUUAAAUAUCCCUCAAAAACAACGUAUGUUGGUUAUGUAAGCAAACUCAAUGAUACUAUGGAAUAUGCGAAACAGGAUGGUACAGUUGGUACAACAAAAAAUUUCGAGUGGCUCAUGUUCCUAAACAAAGAACCUGGUAAUGAAACCAUGCAGAUGAAACGCUUAUGUAGCCAUUCCUUUGAAUUUUCCUACAAGUUAGGUUCAAUACCCAAGUUCUAUAGAAUAAUCAACUGGGCUUCAUGUACUUAUACAUGCUCAGAAGGUGACCAAACCGAAAUAAAUAAGUUUAAAACAAAUAAGACACUGAAGGCAUCUAUGGAAUAUUACUGGAAACCAAGAAUAGCUUUCAGUGAAGAAGAAGCCUUCAAGGCUGGAUACAGUCAGAGUUAUCCAAAACUAUAUAUAGGACAAUCUUUCGUUGAUCCCGAUAUAUUUGACGUUGGUUAUGCGUCAGAACAUUAUACACACUUGAUGAGGGGUACUAAGUAUAUUAUAGGAGAAGGAAUAGUUUAUAACAUUUUCAGUACAACAAAUCCUGAUAAGUUCGAAUGGAUAAAUACAACGUCGACGGAUUUUUCAUGUUUGGAUAAAGAUCGAAUGAUACCUGGGGGCAGCCUCUCUAAUGGUUCAAAAGCCUAUAUUGGUAGAGAAAUCCCAACGAAAGAAACUUACCCUGGAUCCAUUCAUGUGACAAAAGAUGGAGCCUUUUUAAUUUCUUUCAAUGACAAACCUCUGGAGUUUCAAGUUCUAAUGCUCAAAGAAGAAAAAUAAUUUGAUGUUUUGAAGAUAAUAUUCCAUAAAUAUAAUGAAAUAUAACAUCACUUUCAGAAU
Molecule: messenger RNA, 1499 nt
Organism: Harmonia axyridis
Lineage: Eukaryota; Metazoa; Arthropoda; Insecta; Coleoptera; Coccinellidae
Exons: 6
Coding region: 15-1439 (474 amino acids)
Source: RefSeq, a predicted model, not a curated record